This is a messenger RNA of Betta splendens (Siamese fighting fish), 7276 nucleotides long. RefSeq names its product DENN/MADD domain containing 4C (gene dennd4c). The coding region runs from base 427 to 6159 and encodes 1910 amino acids. Gene Ontology annotation, molecular function: protein binding. NCBI's taxonomy places the organism in Eukaryota, Metazoa, Chordata, Actinopteri, Anabantiformes, Osphronemidae. The transcript is spliced from 34 exons. Gene Ontology annotation, cellular component: ESCRT I complex; cytoplasmic vesicle. The record is from RefSeq and is a predicted model, not a curated record. Gene Ontology annotation, biological process: regulation of Rab protein signal transduction.
UUUGACUGCCGGUAGGGGUUUUACUCUGAAAGGACUCGCCCGGAUGGCGGCGUAGCGUGCGCUGCGGGACAAGUGUCGGAUUCGGCGGCCGCUGUAGUCUCGCCUCACCUCGUCUUGUCUCGUCUUUGGGCGGUUCCAUCGUGGGAGAGACGUUUAGAGAGCGAGCUCACCGACAGAGAACCAUGAGCGCGCACACAAACAUGGCGCCCGCCUCCGCCGACAACUUCAGAUGAAAGUGCGGACGGUAAAGUUUCCGGGGACUGUUUCGGAGAGGCUCGUUUGUCUUCGUGCGCACCGUCCGGGUCCGAGCCGUUUCCGUGGGCACAAACUGAGACUGCGGACGGUACCGAGCGGCUACACGCAGCAAGUUGCCUACAUGUCAACACUGUCCGCGUCUGCAGCGUAAACAGCUGGAAAAACCCAGCCAUGAUUGAAGACAAGGGUCACCGCGUGACCGACUACUUUGUGGUGGCCGGACUCACCGACAAGUCCACGCCACUGGAGCAGGACCUGUCGGAGACAAAGUCCAGCGGGCCCAAGGCGCCCAUCACCGACCUGGCCGUCAUCAACCGCUCGGCCGGCGAGACGGUGCCAGAGGGCUUCACCUGCAUCGACAGCACGUACAGCGGGCAGCCGGCCAACCUGAACCACGGCAGCCUCAAGAGCCCGGAGCUGUUCCUGUGCUACAAGAGGGCGCGGGACAAGGCUCCGCUCAUCGACAUCGGCGUUCUCUACGAGGGCAAAGAGCGCCUGAUCCAGGGCUGCGAGGUCAUCCAGGCCACGCCGUUCGGCCGCUGCGCCAACGUCAACAACAGCUCGGCCACUUCCCAGCGCAUCUUCAUCACCUUCCGCCGCGCGCAUCCCGUGCAGCCGCAGAACUCGCUGGCCGUGACCGACAUCUGCGUCAUCGUCACCAGCAAGGGCGAGACGCCGCCGCACACCUUCUGCAAGGUGGACAAGAACCUCAACUGUGGCAUGUGGGGCUCCAAUGUGUUCCUGUGCUACAAGAAGUCAGUAUCGGCCUCCAAUUCCAUCAGUUACAAAGCGGGUCUGAUCUUUCGCUACCCAGAAGAGGACUAUGAGUCUUUUCCUCUAUCGGAGUCAGUGCCUCUGUUUUGUUUGCCCAUGGGUGCCAAGAUCGAGUGUUGGGCCCCAAACACCAGAGACCCUCUUCCGGUCUUCUCAACGUUUGUCUUGACCAUCUCUUCUGGUGAAAAGGUGUACGGAUCAGCCAUCCAGUUUUAUGAGCCGUAUUCAGUGGAUCUGUUGAGCGAGAAGCAGAAGAUCCAGCUGGGUCUUCUCACCACGGUGGAGAAGAAGAUGAUCCCCAACCGGCCCGUCAACACCAAUAAAUGCAUCUGCCUCCUGUCCCGCUGGCCUUUCUUCGAGUCCUUCCGCAAGUUCCUGCUGUUCCUGUACAAGCUGUCCGUCUCGGGUCCGCACCCUCUGCCCAUUGAGAAGCACAUUUCACACUUCAUGCACAAUGUGUCGUUUCCUUCCCCACAAAGACCCAGAAUCUUGGUCCAGCUCUCGGCACACGACACAUUGACCCUGUCCCAGCCCGUGUGCACACCGUUACCACUCAGCGGCGCCGACUACGGGACGCUGCUGAUGAACCUGGGCUCUGAGAACUGCGCCACGCUGCUGCACUUCGUCCUGCAGGAGAGCAAGAUCCUGCUGCACUCGCUGCGGCCGGCGGUGCUGACCGGCGUGGCCGAGGCCGUGGUGGCUAUGAUCUUUCCCUUCCAGUGGCAGUGUCCCUACAUCCCCCUGUGCCCGCUGUCUCUAGCCGGCGUGCUCAACGCUCCCUGUCCGUUCAUCGUGGGCGUGGACUCGCGCUACUUUGACCUGUACGACCCCCCGCCAGACGUUGUCUGCGUGGACCUGGACACCAACACCAUCUACCUGUCUGAUGAGAAGCGACACGGCAACUGGAAGAACCUCCCCAAGAAGCCCUGCAAGAGCCUCAUUAGCUCACUGAGCAACUUGCACCAUCAGCUGGCCACUGUUUCCCUCCAUCAGCCGGCACAGGAAGGCUCAGCGGUGGACAUGACCCCCAUCGAGGUGGACUUCACCUGGACCAGGAAAAAGACGUCCCUGGAGAUGGAGAUCCAGGAGGCCUUCCUGCGCUUCAUGGCCUCCAUCCUGAAGGGCUACCGCUCCUACCUCAAGCCCAUCACGCAGGCUCCCUCUGAGAAGGCCACGGCCGCAGACUCCCUCUACGAUCUGCAAGGCUUUCUCAAAAGCAGAGAUCGCACCCACCAGAAGUUCUACUCCCAGCUCACCAAGACCCAGAUAUUCAUCCGCUUCAUCGAGGAGUGCACCUUCGUCAGUGACAAGGACACGGGCUUGGCCUUCUUCGACGACUGCGUGGAGAAGCUUUUUCCCUCUGAUAAAAUCAUGGACAAGGGCACCAAGGUUGAAGGAGAGUCGUGUGAGGACACCAGACUGUUGGAGCUGGAUGAGUCACAGAAGAGUGAGCACACGGUGUUUGUCAUGCCUCCGGAACCGCCGUCUGACAACGGACCUGACCCCGCUCAUCGAUACAUGUAUAAAGCUUUCCCCAGGCUGCAGGUGGACCUGUUCGACCGUCCGAGAGUGCUACGACCGGCCCUCAGCAGCAGAGCAGCCGGGGCCAGUCUGUCCAGCAGCCCGGCUCUGCUGGCAAAGAGGACGAAGCAGGAAAUCAAGCUCGCCUACAAGAUGGCGAAGCGCUUCUACUCCGACCCGCAGCUGUGGGCGCGCUGCCUCUUCAGCCACUGCUACAGCCUGUGGUUCAUCUGCCUGCCCGCGUCCAUGCGGCUGGCCAAGUCCAAGAGCCGGGCCAUGCAGCAGGCGUACAACGUGCUGCUGAAGAUGAGGGCCACUGAGGUGGAGGUGCUGGAUGAGGUGUGCUAUAGAGUGGUGAUGCAGCUGUGCGGCGUGUGGGGUCUUCCUGUGAUGGCUGUGCGCGUUUUGGUUGAGAUGAAGAAAGCGGGAGUGCAGCCCAACGCCAUCACGUAUGGAUACUACAACAAGGCCGUGCUGGAGAGUCCGUGGCCCAGCCGGAACCGCAGCGGCCUCUUCAUGUGGACCAAGCUCCGUAACGUGGUGCGGGGAGUCGCCCAGUUCAAGCACGCUCUGCACCGCACAGCUUCCAAUAAAGGGCCUACGCUGAGUUCAGCAGCCUCGCCAAUGGGAGGAUCAUCUGCCACUGACACGGACCGUCUGAGUCAUGGAAGUGCUGACAGCUCCAAUGAGGUGUUUACUCACGGUCAAAGCAUGGAAGACACCACGGACAACCACUUGGCCACAGGCCGGCAGUCCGAUCAGGGCUAUGGCUCCAAGGACGAGCUGCAUCAGGAGGCUGUUCUUUCCACUGACGACCGAAACGAUGCUAAAGCACAACAUAACGGGGGCGACGUUGCUGGAUCAGUGGACAGUGCUGUUGCAGCAGCAGAACCCACCACUCCCACUGAUCUGCCCUCACCUGGGCCGAGCAUCGUCAGGCUGUCCACCGGCAGCUUUGAUGGUGAAUCAGGUUCAGGGAAGCUCUUCAGAAGACACAGCAAAAACGACAGUGUGUCUCUGGCUGACGAUAAGGCCUCGCUCACGGCAGCUGACGGAGCCAAGCUGCCUCAGCAGCAGCGGCAGAAAACCUUCUCCGAGCGCAGCUGCAGCUUCAGCGCCGAGACCCGCGCUGGGAUGCUCCUGGAGAAGGGCGUGGACCACAUGGCCAGCCAGAUGGGCGCCGACGCUCGGAUCCUCGCAGCAGCCCUCUGUGCAGGACAGAGCCCGCCGCCGGGCAGUGUGUCCAAGACACUGUUCAAAGACCUGGAGGAGGAACCCGAAGACGACAAGGUCUUGAUAUUUGGAAAGCUGACGAAGGAGGAGCCGCCAGGAGCCCCGGAUGAGAGGAAGGCUGAUGCUAAAGAUAAGGAGGAGACGGGGGCGAACGCAGGGACCCGGGACAGGAAGCUCACAGAGGCCCACGAGGACGAGCCCGGGGCACGAGGGACCGUCCUAGAGAGAGCCGACGUGGAGGUGGGAGCCGAUCCGCUGUCCCUCCUGGCGUCCGAGAGCGAAGAGUCGGCGUCUGUCAGCAGUCAGGAGCCGCCGCGCUCCGUGCCCGCGGUGGUGUCUCGCAAGCUGGCAGAUGAGAUCGAGAUGUACAUGAGUCUGCGGAGCCCCCUGGGCGCCAAGUCCUCCAGCAUGGAGCUGCAGCAGACCCAGGGAGACGCCACCGACGCCCCGCAGGCCAAGCAGCCUCUGGAGCGCAGGUCCAGCCUCCCCGUGCCUCCCGUCAACACCCCCAGCGGCUCCCCCAGCGCCACGCCCAAGCGCAGCCCCCACACCGUCACCCGCUCCAAAACCUUCGCCGUGAAGACGCGGGGCCCGGCCAAAGCGGCGGCCAGCCCGGGCCCCAGGUCGUCCUCGCUCACCGCACUGGUCAAGUCCUCGCAGGGGGGGUCGCUGGGCUCCGUCAUCAACUCCAUUUCAGGCAUCAAGAUGGACACGCUGCUGUCGGGACCUAAAAUGGAUGUGCUGAAGUCCAGCAUGAAGCAGGCGGCGAAUGUGGCCAGCAAAGUGUGGGGGGCAGUGGCGUCAGCCUACGCCUACUCAGACGAUGAGGAGGAAGAGGCUCGUGCUGGGGGCAGCUUCCCCACCCACCUGGAUGAACACAUGCUGUCUGCCCACGACCUGGACGAGGGGCCGGGCAGAAGGACCAUCCCAGGGCUGGUGGCCAACGGGCUGAACCGGAGCUGCACCAGCCUGGGCAGCAGCAGCGGCAGCAGCGACACCGGCCGCGGGACGCAGCAGACGCAUCCGACGCCCGGACGAGCAGGCCGAGGCCCGGACUCUGAGCAGAGCUCCUCGCACCACGCGUCCUCCUCGAGCAUCUACCAGAACGUCAUGCUGGAGGUGCUGAUGUCCAGCUGCUCCCAGUGCCGCUCCUGCGAGUGCCUGGUUUACGACGAGGAGAUCAUGGCCGGAUGGACGGCCGACGACUCCAACCUCAACACCAACUGUCCUUUUUGCCGAACGGCCUUUCUGCCGCUGCUGCACAUCGAGUUUCACGACAUGCGCACAGUCCCCAGUUUCUAUAUGAAUCCCAGUGCUUCAGGAGACAGCAUCCACAGCAGCAGCGCCCACCCCACAGCCAGGAGCUCCACGGACGUGAAGACAGCCGACCUGAUCAGCUUCGCUGAAGAGGAAGCGAAGGAGACUCCGGACACGACUCCUGCUGCAAACAAGAGCCUUCCAGGCCCGGUGCAGACGGACCCGCUGGGCCUCCUGGAGCACCAGUCUGCAGGGAAGCAGCAGAGAUGCAGCGGGACGUCCCUGACUCGCAGCAACAGCGCCGGCGGCCUGCUGCAGAGCCUGGACUACUCCCAGAGGCCGGGCCACGGCGUCUCCACCACCAGCCUGCCCUGCAGUCUGCAGGAGGUGUCGGACGGCAUGGGGACCAGACGGCCCAACCCCAAGCCCGUGUCCGUCCCGUACCUCAGCCCUCUGGUGCUGCGCAAGGAGCUGGAGACCCUGUUGGAGAACGAAGGGGAUCAGGUGAUCUACACCCACAAGUUCCUCAGCCAGCACCCCAUCAUCUUCUGGAACCUGGUCUGGUAUUUCCGGCGCUUGGACCUGCCCACUCACCUGCCUGGUCUCAUUCUGAACUCUGAGCACUGCAACAAUGGAGUGCAGCUGCCCCUGACGUCGCUGUCCCAGGACACCAAGCAGGUUUAUGUGCAGCUUCUGUGGGACAACAUCAACCUGCACCAGGAUCCUGAAGAUCCGCUCUACCUGCAGUGGAGGUCCUUGUUGGAGAAGAAGGGAACUCUGGCUCCUACUGACCACCAGGAGAUUCGGACUCUCCUCAACACGAUUGUUCGCAGCAUCCAGACCAACGACGUGUACGGACCCAUCAACCUGCUGAUUCGAGAAAUCAAACAGCGCUCACAGGGACUCAAACGACACAGGAGUGUCUACAGAGAAAUCCUGUUUCUCUCCCUGGUGGCUCUGGGACGUGAGAACAUCGAUGUCGAGGCCUUCGACAGGGAGUACCUCUCGGCCUACGGCGAGCUGAGCGCCGAGCAGCUCAAGUCCCUGCAGCGCCUGGACAAGCCGCCCACCGCCAGCGUGCAGUGGUGCCUCAGGUGCUUCGGAGCCCCCGUCAUCUGAGGCCUGGGGGUGGACUGUGUGCAGCCCUCCACUCUUGGAGCUAACAAACAUGGUACUUCUCCUGCUUCUUCCCCAGCACAGCGUCCGUGGGUCAGGACCUGUGGGCUCGUUGGUCCACAUGUGUGUGUGAUCAUCGCCGUCGCUUACAUCUGUCAGAAUGAAACCCACAUUUGUGCACUUUCUGAACCAACCAACCAUCACGUAACAUUUUUGUACAUAUUUUUUACACGGGGGAACUUUAUGUGGGACGAGGCCUCGACUGGAGGCGUCACUCGAGUCUUACUGAAUGUCUGUGUGAACGCGUGUUCACAGCACGUGUGUACACGGGGGACGACCGUCGAUGACAAUCACUAACGAUCAGCCACUAACAUUGACAUUCCAGCGGCGGAGCUUGGAGGUCGUUUUGAAGGCGUCCUCCAGCCCCUGCUGCGUUUUUAACCUUUUAACAGUAGCACCUCAUUGGAACCAUGAAUUAGGACUGUAACUCAUUGGGCUGCUCCUUCCUCCCGCAGGGAAUGAAGGCGUUUUAAAUUGGGUAUAUUACGGCUUUUAUGGUUUACACAGCAGCUUCAUACCAUGAAGGGCUUCUUCAGCUGAUACUGAGACACAGUCUCUCUUGACAUUCCACUAAAUGCUGAAUCAGGACGCGGACGUCGAGCUGUGAUGGACUAUUGGGAAACUGGGUGCCGGUGAUUAUGUUGUACAUUUGUGGAGAGUCUCGCUGAGUUGUACAGAUGAGAUGAUGUAUAAUAUUUGAUUUGCACUGCAUUGAUGAAAUCCUGAUCUGGGGAAGCAGAUCACAAACGUCACCCACUAGUUGUUGUUUUUUUGUUUUUUUUCCCUCCAAGACAAAAACGAAAUCUCAAUUAUUUAUUUUUGUAUUAUUGACCUUUGCAAUGCAGAGACAGUAACUUUCUCCUUUUUAAUGACUAACAGAGCCCCUCUCCUUCGUACGGUCUUAAGGGAUCCCCCUGUUCUGACUUGGUAAAUGUGGCCGAGGAUUCAGCACAGACUCUUUAGCAGUAGGUUAAGUCUUUACCGUCCUGUGGAAAGGAACUGAAUGUCUACACGUACGUGUGCUGCAAUAAAUGACUUUGUGAACUGAGUGAAAACUAAA